Messenger RNA from Acanthopagrus latus (yellowfin seabream), 2438 nucleotides. Its product is annotated as epidermal retinol dehydrogenase 2-like. The record is from RefSeq and is a predicted model, not a curated record. The transcript has 7 exons. The coding region runs from base 179 to 1102 and encodes 307 amino acids. Gene Ontology annotation, molecular function: oxidoreductase activity, acting on the CH-OH group of donors, NAD or NADP as acceptor. Lineage: Eukaryota; Metazoa; Chordata; Actinopteri; Spariformes; Sparidae. Gene Ontology annotation, cellular component: lipid droplet.
ACACAUCCGGUUUCUCCCUGUUCGGAACGGAGUUUGAUGGGAUACGCUGCUGUGUUCUCCUCCCGAGGCUAUACAAACGGCUGUAACGGCUCCAAGUACAGAGAAGACUUACCGCCCCAGCUGCUCCACACCUGCCGCCCUCCCGCCGCCAUCCUGUCGCCAUCCCGCACCUCGAUCCAUGAUGAAUUUCCUCCUGGAAACAAUUCAAGUCCUCCUACUGUCCAUCUGGUACAAUGUGGAAUCUUUUAUCCACCUGUUUGUUCCCAUUAAGAAGAAGAACAUAGCUGGCGAGGUGGUCCUGAUAUCUGGGUCAGGUAGCGGUAUCGGUCGUCUCAUGGCACAGGAGUUUGCAGCUCUUGGCACUGUGUUGGUGUUGUGGGAUAUUAACCAGGAGGGAAUGAAGGAAACGGCCAGACUGGCUAAACAGAGCGGUGCCAGCAGAGUCCACUACUAUCUGUGUGACUGCAGCGACAAGAAUGAAGUUUACAGAGUGGCUGACCAGGUGAAGCGAGAGGUGGGUGACGUCAGCAUUCUGGUGAAUAAUGCUGGGAUAGUGACGGGAAAGAAGUUCAUGGAUGCUCCGGAUUCCCUGAUUGAAAAGACGGUGGAGGUCAACACUAUGGCUCACUUCUGGACCUACAAGGCCUUCCUUCCUGCCAUGAUAGCCAACAAUCAUGGCCAUCUUGUCAGCAUUGCCAGUUCUGCUGGACUCAUCGGAGUCAAUGGAUUGGCAGACUACUGUGCCAGUAAGUUUGCAGCAGUAGGUUUUGCAGAAUCAGUCGGUCUGGAGCUGCUUGCAACUGGAAAAGACGGUGUCAAGACCACUAUUGUGUGCCCGUACUUCAUCAACACUGGAAUGUUCGAUGGUUGUCAAACUAAGUGGCCAAGGCUUUUGCCAAUCCUGGAUCCAGACUAUGUAGUCAAGAAGAUCAUCCAUGCUGUGCUCACAGACCAGGUCUACCUGCUGCUGCCCAGGAGCAUGUACCUCAUCGCAGCUCUCAAGAACAUUCUUCCCAUGAAGCUUGGCAUUCUGCUGGGCCAGUAUCUAGGAGCCUUCAACCUCAUGGACACGUUCAGGGGGCGCUCCAGGAAACAGGACUAAAUGAAGAAAGGGGAGAAUAAGAAGUGAAGGAUAACCAAAUGGAAGGAGACAUGUUUUAAGCCGUCCACUCAACACCCGUUUUGCUUUAUCUCUCUGUGUAUAGGUGUGAUGAUACUGAACUGGGCAGUUGUGGUUGGAUUGAAUCUGAGAGUUUAAUUCCUCUUAAUUUCAAUGAAUCAUACUUGAAUACAAAUAGCUAUUUAUCUCUCAAUAUCUUAUACUAUAUAUGAUGUUUUAAGCAAUUAUAUCCUUAAUGUACUUGAUUUAUUUUGUUCUUUAUUGUUAGUUUACUAUUUACUAUUUACAGGUAACAGAAGGACCCCUUCUUAUAGAUUGUGAAAUAUACAUGUCAUUUUUGUAUAUUUUAAAAAUGUGUCACCAGGUGCUCAUACUCAUGAACACUGACAGGUUUCUGUGGUCCAGACCACUCAAAGCUCCUAUGUUCAAAUUUUUCAUGGGCCCAAUCACCAUUACAAUGCACCAACAGCAACAGUCACUUCUGGGUAGAAAACUGACCGUUAAUUUGCAUAGUAGAUGUAUGAUGUCUUUUUUGUUUUGUUUUGUUUUGUUUUUUUCUGUGUUGUGAUUUUCAGCAGUAACUGUAACAUUUAAAGAUAUAUAGUUACAUGCAAACAUGGUGGUUCAACCUAUUUCACGUUUCUGCUGUGUAGGGCUGGACAAUUAAUCACAAAAUCUUUCGAGAGUAAGAGCGUUUCAGAAACAUCCCACUCCUACACUGAUUCUUCCACAAAUCACACCCUGUUUAUCACAAUAAAGAUAUUGGCUUUUGCUCCAGCUCUGGCAGUUACAGUGUUGCCAUGGAAAUGGCAGAGUAAUAUUGAGUAAAGUGUGCUGUCAUGCUGAUGUGAGCACAUUCUAAAUGUCUAGUUGGCCAAACAGACUGCUUGAUUGCUACAGAACUACAUGUAUAAUACCAUGUAGUCACCACAUACAAACAUAUCCACAUAUCUUGUAUGGCUUGAACUUUGCUUUAAUCUAGCACUGUUAAUGUGUGUAUUUUUUCUCCUAUGUAAUUUCCAGUCCAAUUUUGAACUGAUUGUCAUCAAAUGAGUGUCUGUAAUUUGUAGAAUUUGAUAUUUUCAUUUUCAACACAAAAUAUGUAAGAGGCCUUAAUUACUGAUUUAUCUGUAUUAUGCGGAUUGCAGUUAAUAGUAUACAUGUACUGCAUUAACCAUGCUAACUGUUGAAUAAACUCAUACAGGCAGUUCUGGAAACAUGAAAAAGAAUGUCAGAAAUGUAGAGAUUGUUUAAGUAUGUGUGUGUUUUACUGUAAUUUGGGGAAUUUUUAUCAAUACAUUUUUAAAUUUCAAAUAUU